CCAAACCCAUUCCUCUUUGGUGCCGGUGUUUAAUUCUUCCACUACCAUUCUCCGGGACCCAGCGCGGGCGCUCAGCUCCCUUCGGCAAUGACGCUUUGAUAUUGCGAUAUCAAACCAACACACAAUCCCCGACCAGCUCACGCGGCCACACGAUGAUCUGCAGGCCCUAUCGCAAUGCAGGGGGGGGGGGGGCGCCGCAUCUCCGAUGAUGCUAUCAGUUGUCAUCAGCUUCCCCACCGCGGGCCACUUAUCUUCCAACCACCAGCCUUGUCCGCAUCCAACCCCGCAAGGGUGAUGACGACAAGACUCACUGAACGUUCGGUUUCAUGUGGUCGGCCAGGUGCAGCCUUGGAUCCUUCGAUCCACAACAAAUGUCAAUGCGUCGUCCGAAACCCUGAACAUCAUUUGAUGGACUCGCAUUACUUAAUCCUUUUUCUCUUUUCCACAUUCUGCUUUUCUGGCUAUCCCAUCUUGAUUGUUAUCAUCACAUCGGGGGUCUGAGCUUUAUCUGAAUCAACGGCAUGUAUAAUAGACUUAAUAUACCCAACGGCAUCUCACAAUUCUUGCCUGCGCUUUGACAUCGCGAAUGAGAUCAUCAAUUCUUCUUUUACCCAAUUAU
Aspergillus heteromorphus CBS 117.55 is the source of this 619-nucleotide messenger RNA. RefSeq lists its product as uncharacterized. NCBI's taxonomy places the organism in Eukaryota, Fungi, Ascomycota, Eurotiomycetes, Eurotiales, Aspergillaceae. The coding region runs from base 175 to 501 and encodes 108 amino acids. The record is from RefSeq and is a predicted model, not a curated record. The transcript has a single exon.